Molecule: messenger RNA, 1393 nt
Organism: Plutella xylostella (diamondback moth)
Lineage: Eukaryota; Metazoa; Arthropoda; Insecta; Lepidoptera; Plutellidae
Gene: Wnt6
Product: Wnt oncogene analog 6
Biological process (GO): neuron differentiation; multicellular organism development; canonical Wnt signaling pathway
Cellular component (GO): extracellular region
Molecular function (GO): cytokine activity; frizzled binding
Source: RefSeq, a predicted model, not a curated record
AGCGCGAAAAUCGCGACUCGUCGCUGCAGCAGCGGGGUGCGCGCGCGCAGCGAGCCAGUCCGCCGCGAGCUCCCGCCGACAGGGAACCGCGCGCAACACACACGAAAAACAAAAACCGAUCGAUUCGAAAUUCAAAAGCUCAGCGCGCUCGAAGUUUUCUUUUUAAAUUGGAAAGAGGUUGAGGUUCCGGUGGUUGUGGGAUGAGACGCGGGCAGUGAUGCGCCGCGAGACAUGCGGCCCGCCGUCGUCGCUGCCUGCCUGCUGCUGCUCGCGCCCAUCACUGACUCCUGGUGGGCGUCAGGCAGCGCCGUGAUCCUGGACCCGCGCAUGGUGUGCAAGCGUCACCGGCGCGCGCGCGGCCGCCUGGCCCAGCUCUGCCGCAACGACACGGGGCUGCUGCGCGAGAUCAGCCGAGGGGUCACGCUGGGCGCCACCGAGUGCGCGCACCAGUUCCGCCACCGCCGCUGGAACUGCACCACGCAGCGGCGCAGCAUGAGGAAGAUUCUGAUGAGAGACACCCGGGAGACGGGGUUCGUGAACGCGAUCUCGGCGGCGGGCGUCACGUACGCCAUCACUCGCGCCUGCACCGCCGGCGCGCUGCUCGACUGCUCGUGUGAAAAGGGUCCCCCGCGCCCCCGCCGAGGCCGCGCCCCGCCGGUCGUGGUGCCGCCGGCGCACGUGCCCGCGGACCGCUGGCAGUGGGGCGGCUGCAGCGACAACGUGCGCUUCGGACUCAAGAAGUCCCGGGAAUUCAUGGACAGCCGAUACAGAAAACGAAGCGACAUCAAAACCCUAAUCAAGCUGCACAAUCAUAACGCUGGGAGGUUGGCCAUCAAGCAGUUCAUGCGGGUGGAGUGCAAGUGCCACGGGCUGUCCGGGUCCUGCACGCUGCGAACCUGCUGGUGGCGGAUGCCCUCCUUCAGGGAGGUCGGCGACCGCCUGAGAGACAAGUUCGAAGGAGCUGCUAAGGUAAUAGCAAGCAACGACGGCGAAAGUUUCAUGCCCGAGAGCUCCAUAAUCAAACGGCCUGGCAAGAAAGACCUCAUCUACUCUGAAGAGUCCCCAGACUUCUGCAGCCCCAACUUGAAGACUGGGUCUCUGGGCACGGAGGGGCGCCAGUGCAAUGCCAGCUCAGCUGGGACAGACAGCUGUGACCAGAUGUGCUGUAGACGAGGAUACACAGAAUCCAUGGUGGAGGAAAGCCACAACUGCAAUUGCCAGUUCAAGUGGUGCUGUGAAGUGACCUGCGACACUUGCUAUACGAAGCGAGACGUGCAAACGUGCCUUUGAUGUGAUAGAGUAAUGUAAUAAAUGUUUUUUAUUAAACUUUAGUGUACAGCUGUUUUAUAGUCACAUUAUUUCGGAAAUAAAGUUUCUGAUCCAGUUUUGUAAA